UAUCUGUCUAUCUAUCUAGCCAGCCUUCAUUCCUGCACACACGUACAAACCGGUUCAGUGUCAGUGUGUAAGAAGCAUGUAAAGGCACCCCGUCGGGACACUGAUUUACUGGAUUUUAUAGGAGUCGCGGUGUGCAUCCGUUUUGGGUUGCGGCUCCGCCCGGUGUGCGGUGCACCAGGCUCACUGACUGCACAGAGUUUUAUUGGAUUUGCCCGACAGGCAGCGGCGGGAGAGGAGCAGUCUUACCCCACACAUAGGACAAAGGAAACGGGGGAAAAUUUUAGGAAAAACACACGAGUGGAAGAAGAGAGGAUUGAAGAUGGAUAACUGUCUCAUCACACUCGUUUUCAGUGUUUUAAUGAUAGGUGGGUGCUUGGCCCGGGUGGUGACAGUGUCUUCUGGUCCACUGAUCCGGGUGGAGGGUCAGCCGGUGUCCAUCAGAUGUGAUGUCAGUGAAUACAUGGGACCUCGUGAGCAGGAUUUUGAGUGGGAGAUGUCCAGGGAUGCAAAGGCGCAGAGAAUAAAGAUCAUUUCCACCUUUGACUCCGGCUACUCUCACGCAUCGCUGAGCAAGCGCGUCGCGUCCGGCGACAUCUCUGUGGUGCGGCUCAAAGACAACGAGGUGGAGCUGAAGAUAGCGGAGGUGAAGUCGGUGGAUGCCGGCUUCUUCUAUUGCCAAACGCCGAGCACUGACUCCGUCAUCAGUGGCAACUACGAGGCUCAGGUCCAGCUCAUUGUCAUCCCCAACACCCUCAAGGUCUCCCCGCAGACCCCGCCCUCAGUCAUCCCAGAGGGAAGUGACAUCACGCUCUCCUGCAACGUCACCCGGGAACUCACCCAGCCCACCUACCUGUCUGUCACCUGGUCUCUGAAGAAGGGAGGAACAUCUGAGGAGAUCCUGACUUUUGGUCCUCAGGGAGGCGUGGUUACUGGGCAGAAAUACACCCGGCGCUACACUGACGGAGGCAUCCGAUUGGUUCCCGGGAAGAACGGAGUGUUUGAGUUGGUGAUUUCCAGAGUGACGACAUCUGAUGAAGGAAUUUAUGAAUGCAACGGAACAGAGUGGACACAUGAAAAGGGAGGAAAAUGGAUAAAAAUCGUGGAAAGUAAAAGAGAGAUGGGGACAGUUGCUGUUACUCCUACAGGUCAGUCCCUCAGCGUGACGUCUUCAUCCGCCUCCUCUCCCUCCUCCACGUCUAUGCUUCUUUCCCCCGGGGACACGCUGACCCUCCUCUGCUCCGUGGCCGUCGACAACCUGCCCUCCCUCGCCCUGGAAGUGACCUGGCUAGCCGACGGGCGCGACAUCAUCACCAUGGAACGCAGCGGGGUGGUGAUCUCCAACACGUCCUCGAGCGGAACGCCGGCGAAGCGGGGGGAGGCGAGCCUGGAGCGAACGGGAGCCGAGACGUACAGGCUGGCGGUGAGGGGAGUGAGCGGGGAGGACGAAGGGGCGUACGCGUGCCGUAUCCGAGCCUUCGUCGAGAAGGGAGGAAGGAGCGCGGGAGGAGGAGGGAGGUGGCACAUGGCAGCUGAGAAGAUGUCCAGCCCUGUGACGGUGAAGGUGUCGCAGAUCAAACCGAGCUUCUCGCUGACCCUCGAGCCCAUCCUGAGUCCCCAGAUGACCGCUGAACCCACAGAGCUGGCUUGUCAUGUGACCAACAUCACGCACCUCCCCACUGGAGGCCGACUGGGCGUGACCUGGCAGCACACCACACUUCCUGGUAUAGGGGAUGAACCUCAGGACUCGAAUCCCAUCGGUACCUUGGACGGCCAGGGGAACCUGUUGCCGGGGCCGACGUAUUCUGAUAGGCUGAAGAGCGGAGUGAUGUCACUGAGCAGAGUUCAGCCCAACACAUUCAAACUGCAAUUUCUGCGCUCACAGGAGAUCGACAUGGGCGAGUAUGCUUGCACAGUGUCAGCGUGGACAAUCAGCAGCCAGGGUGACAUGGUGAAGACUGCCGAGUACGAGAGUUCGCCGCUGACUGUUCGAUGGGAUACCAAACGUCCAUCUCUAAACGUGGUGGCCAAGCGCACCCGUGAAGCUUCAGUGGGUGGGGCUACCUUUGAGAUGAACUGCACUGUAUCCACUGAGAACCUCGGGGAGGCGGGCUACUCAGUGCUCAUCCAAUCACAAGACAAUCUGGGGAGCACCACGAGAACCAUCAUGACCCUUAGCCCCGAUAAUGUUGUGCAACACGGAGGAGCCACGGACCCCAACAGGAGAGACAGUCUGGUUCUGGCUAAGUCUGGUCCAAAAGAGUUUCGGUUUCGACUGGCAGGCGUCCAGUUGUCUGAUCGAGGUUUCUACUGGUGCGACAUCACCGCAUGGACAAAACAGCAGCCGGGGCAAGCAUGGACCAAAGCCACCAGCUCCGAGUCUAACAAAGUCAGGAUCGACUUUCAAGAAAAUGGCCCGUCCUUCGCCAUCGACAUCCAAUCAGACUCCAGCACUGUUUAUCCGUGGCAGACGGCCAAGAUGAAGUGUUCGCUCAGCGUCUCUGGAUCUUCACCAAAAACUGGUACAACACACUCGGAUGAUCUAGCGUACGAGGUGCGUUGGUUUUUCACCCGGCUGCGUGGCGGAGCGACGACGACCGAGCUGGCCAGCGUGGACCGAUUUGGCGUUGUGAAGAAAGAAGAUCGCAACUCAUCCAGUGAUAUUUCAAUAGAGCGCGAUGACACACACACCUACAUGCUGAACAUUCACGGCACUCAGGACAGUGACAGUGGAGAGUAUCACUGUAUCGCCACUCCCUGGUACCUGUCGGCCUCAACGGGAGCCUGGACUCAAGCUGGAGAGCUGACGUCAUCUCGAAUCUUCCUCACUGUCAGAUUUGCCGUGUGGGAGUCCCUAAAGUUACCUCUCUUGUAUGGUGUAUCAGCCUCAAUAGGUGUGGGACUCUUCUCUCUGGUCCUGGGUCUGGUUUGCGCCCAGUGCUGCUGCCGCAACACCACACACACUCCCCGCUCACGCAACAAACUGAUGGACCUGGAGAUGGACUGACAAACACUUUCCCCCGCACCCACACACUGCAGCGCUCACAGGAAACACCACGCACACAACAGACACACGCCCAUAGACGAUUUCUGGGACAGCCAGUUGUUUCCGGGCGACGGACGUUGGGAGUAAAAAAAAAAAAAAAGAAAGACUUUUUGGAAAUAGAUGCCUAACUGACCGAUCGCAGUGCUUUUAAAAGAGGUGCUCAGGAUGUUUUUCAGCUCUGCAGUGUUGGAGCAGGGGACUUUAACUCACACCGACUGGGAAAUAGCCUUUCGAGACUUUGUUUUUACGAAGAUCAAUGAAAAUCUGUGGCGCUUCCAGUGGUUUUCACACAGAUGUAUUUACUCCGUGUUAAAACCACAGCACUACGAGAAACUAUGAAUAAUCCAGAGUUUACUUUUUAAGGAACAGGAGGCUUAUGAGUCAUCACUGCCACUUGGGAAUAAAGGACCACUAAACAGAACUGCUGCCUCUGUAAACACUUGGGAUAACAAAUGAAGGGCUCAGGCUGGACUCUUUUUUUUUCUUUUUUUUUUCUUGCUUUCUUUUAAUGCCAAGGCUCCCUGCAAACUACAACCACCCUCGUUUUGGAGGAAAAUUCAAAGGAUGGUUGGAGUUGGAGCGAUGAAUAUUGCAUUUUACUCGUUUGAUUGAGCACUGUAUCUGCAUGAGGUGAAAUCCAAACCUCGACAUAUCCCUGUUAAGUCACAUGGCCAACCUAUGCUAAUGUUAUUUUGUAUUUGCAGCGACUUGACUGUUUAGGCAGCCUGAGCCGCAUAUCUGUGGAGACUGUGGAGGAACCAUCACGUUCUGUUCUUACAGGCAGUAGAAGUCGUAGAAAAGGAGCGUGCUUUCCACACGAGAGGUAUUGCACUACAACUACCAACCCAGAGUAUUCCUACUUUAACAAAAGGAUAAUAUUUACCUUUAUUCUCAAUUCUAGUUUUUUGAAAAUUAAGAGAUUUUAAAAAAUAUGAGAGACAUUUUUAAGCUUUACAAGGAGAUAUGCAGUUAGUGUGUUUGUGUGUGCGACAGUACUAUAAUACUUGGUGCCAAUCAUUGAACUAAUGGAGGUGUGCUUGGUUCAUUUUGCCAGAUCAACACUUGAACAGCCACUAAAAGUGGUGACAGCAAGCACUCUUCUUUUAUAAAUAUUCAGAAAUGUACCCAGCUGUUAUUUUGCCACAGUCUUGUGUGUGUUUCGUACACUGUGUGAGUGCUGUGCUACAGUAUGUGAGACAAAGAGUUGCAUGUAGUGUUUUAUAAUGCCAGACUGAUGUCAUCCAUGAGCAACACACAACUUUUCCAGGUUACAUUUUGAUGGUGUCAAACUUCUCCUACAUCCAACUUUUUUUUUUUUAACCAAGUUGAGAUUCCGCAAAUCUAGACUUUCAUGUGUUCACAGUGCAAGAAAAAUGUCUUGAGUGUGGGUGGUGCAAGAGGCUCACAUUGCUCAUAUGGUUUGCAGCUUCGUGUCUGUCAGCUUCAGGUUUGCUUUUUAUAGGAACAUUUCAACAUUUUGGGAAAUACUCUCAUUCGCUGUCUUGCUGAGAAGAUCAAUGUCAAUCUCAUGUAGCCCAGGUGGUUAGCUUAGCUUAGCAUUAAGACUUGUAAUGGAGGGAAACAGCUAGCCCUGGUCUCUUCAAGUGGAAAAACAAGCAAGAAAUAACAUGUUAAUUCAUAAGAUAAAAAGAUGUUAGAAGGCUUUUUUUCAUUUCAGAGAGAGCCAUGCUAGCUAUGCUCUUUUUGCUAAGUUAAGCUACAUCUCAGAGCUAUCCCUGGUAAACAAGCAUAUUUCUCAAAAUGUCGAACUCUUCCUUUUAAUGCGGCUAACUAUCUACAGAAAUCUUGGUUCAGAGAUUUCAACCCAAAACAAUGGAUGCGGCCCUCUCCCGAACAUUUUUAGACAUUUGUUUCUCUACUCUUUCAGUGAAAACCGUGAAGCUUAACUUGCACAGAAAAACAUAUCCAUAGAAAAAAUGACAAAUGACAAACCCAACGUAUAUCAGCUGACAUCUUAUCGGUCUCUGUGGUGUUUUUAUAGCAAAUGAAUGAACUUGUGGUGACUGUUGUAUCAUGUUGACUGCUGUGUGAACAUACACUUACAGUUUCAGCCACUGCACAUACACAGUGAGGAGGUUUCUCCCCAAACCCAGCAGGAUCCAAGCAGACCUGUUAGAUUUGUAGAAAGAUGUGCCAGGCUGCAUCUCCUCCUUAACUGACUGGGCUUUGUUUGAUGUUUUUGACAAGUAUUUUAAGCAAAUAUAAGAAAUGAAUGAGCAAUAUCAGAAUAUAGUCAUGUCACAGCUCAUGUAAAGCUGUGCUCAUAACGUAUCUUUCACCCUCAAUCAGAGCUAAAAUAUUCAAAGUUGAAGUGUAGUUUAAAACAGUUACCAGAUUGGAUGUGGCCAACACUGCAACUCCAAAUCCAUAAAUACUGCAUCUCUGACUGACAGUACUCUAAAGAUUUAUUUAGUAGUCACCCAAAUUUAUGACACAUUAUGCUACAGAGAACACCAAGAAACACCUGUACAAAUGUCGCUGCAUGCUUGUAUGUACAAUUGAGUCCAUAGUGAGAUUCUUUUGGCUCUACUAUAUUGGGUUUCAUUUUAAAACACUUAACAGCACUUUUGACUUCUGUUCUACUUUUUAAAUCGAAUUUGGCCAAAAUCAAAUUAACUGCGCAUUUCAUCCAGCAAAGGAAAAUUCUUAUUUGAUGACAUUGGACAUUCAUGCUGGUUCAUUUUCUUCACUUAGACACAAGUGGUCCAAAUAUUGAUAACAAAUGUGUGUUUUGGCUUGAUUGAUGGUGACAGUUAUUCCAGAAGCUUCCCCGUAGUCUUCAUACACCCACUCCACAGGUGUGUGUGCCUCUCUGUGAUCGUGCAUUGCAAUAUUCAAAUAUAGUUUUUGCAACUAAUACACACAUAGACCCCCCCCCCCCCCCCCCCCCCCCCCACCUCACAUACACACAUACACAUAUUCACACGUACUUGACAACACAGGUGACUGAUAGGGCUUUGUGCCAAAUGCUCUUAACAAUUAACACACACACGCACACAAAGUAGCAUUGAUACACACUACUGAACAUGCCACUGCAAGACUUCCCCUGUGUCUUUUUAU
Scomber scombrus (Atlantic mackerel) is the source of this 6124-nucleotide messenger RNA. RefSeq names its product prostaglandin F2 receptor inhibitor b (gene ptgfrnb). The coding region runs from base 320 to 3004 and encodes 894 amino acids. NCBI's taxonomy places the organism in Eukaryota, Metazoa, Chordata, Actinopteri, Scombriformes, Scombridae. The transcript has 15 exons. The record is from RefSeq and is a predicted model, not a curated record.